Molecule: messenger RNA, 930 nt
Organism: Cucurbitaria berberidis CBS 394.84
Lineage: Eukaryota; Fungi; Ascomycota; Dothideomycetes; Pleosporales; Cucurbitariaceae
Exons: 2
Coding region: 1-930 (309 amino acids)
Source: RefSeq, a predicted model, not a curated record
AUGCUCCCGCCUGUUGAUCCUGUUGUCCUGCAGCGCAACCCCAACUUUGAAGUCCUGUACAAGGAUCUUUGCUCCCGCAAGCUCAACCCUAAUGGCUCGACAAGGGACACGAAGAAGCAGCGCGUACACGAUGAGAUACGAAAGAGUCUCACAACGGCCCGCACCAACCUCCUCGCUUCUCAAAUUCUCAUCGACUCCCUCUCCGACCUCCCCUCCAAAGCAGCACAUCUCCCACCAGAUCUCCACCCAUGCAUCGAAACAGUAACCGCCCAACUAAACGGCCAAGUCGCAUCUUCAGACCGAGAAAUCCUUUCUGGCGACAUAGCCCUCUUCCUCGACGCCCUAGGCCCAAUAUCCGCCGCGCUAUCCACGCAACUAAACCACACAGCAUCCCUCCUAUGCACCAUAGCAGAUCCACAACACCAAAUAUCUACUACCAGCCUCCCCGCCAAAGCCACCGCCCUCCAAAACGAAGCAACACACGACCUCCCCCACGCCCUCGCAGAAGCGCACGUGACCCUAACAACGAUAACAUCCACCCUCCUAGCCACGCACCUCGCCCUCCUAGAAACCAGCAUCCGCAUCCUAGAGCAAACCCAACACGGCGCACUAUCCCGGCACGCCAAAUCCUCCGCAGAACUCGUCCGCGCCCGCGCCCAGGUGCUCGGUCUGCAGGCCAAAAUGCAUGCGCUUACCCACGCGCCGCCUGCAGAGUACAUCGCUGCGCUCAAGGCGUUUAAAAAGGCGCUGGGGAGCGGAGAGAGGGCGUUGAGGGAUCGCGAGGGGAUUGCGAGACGCGAGAUGGAGGUCUAUGAGAAGGCUGGGGGGAAGGGCAUGAGGGAUCUUGCGAGGAGGAAGGAGGGGUUGGUACGCGAGAUUGAGAGGGUUGAGGGUGAGGUGGGGAAGUUGGAGGUGGGGAGGGCGAAGUGA